Molecule: messenger RNA, 2014 nt
Organism: Aspergillus vadensis CBS 113365
Lineage: Eukaryota; Fungi; Ascomycota; Eurotiomycetes; Eurotiales; Aspergillaceae
Gene: rglA
Product: putative rhamnogalacturonase B
Exons: 13
Coding region: 336-1922 (528 amino acids)
Biological process (GO): pectin catabolic process
Molecular function (GO): carbohydrate binding; carbon-oxygen lyase activity, acting on polysaccharides
Source: RefSeq, a predicted model, not a curated record
CCAUCAUGAACACUCGCUGUCCCUUCAAGACUCAAUCGGAGUCUUGACAUGAAGCUUCUCUCUUCGCAUAGUAUGCCGAAAGAAACCGGGAUCACAAGGAAGGAUGUUAUAUUGGUCACCCCGGAAUAUGCAUGGCAUUCAAAAUAGAAAAUUCGUCAUCGAAGUCUGAUGCUUUGUCUGCCGCAGAAAGAGCCAAGUCAGCCAUUGGUGGAAGCUACUCAUUGUCCAAGACUUUAGACCAGGGGUUGUGCAUGAGGCAUCGCUAGCUUGACGGCUCUGGCUCCAUCGGUACUCAGGGUUCGGCAGUGCUCCUGCUGGAACCAGUUAUUUAAGGUAUGUUGUCCAGAACAUCGCUCCUGUCGCUUCUCUCGCUUGCAGCUGGGGUCGUCAAUGCAGACUUUGGCAUAACAACCAGCGAUGAUUCCUAUGUCAUCAACGCCAAUUCUCCCAACUCGCUGGUAUUUACUGUGGACCGUGGAAGCUGCGAUAUUACCUCUAUUGUGCAUUAUGGCACAGAGCUACAGUAUUCCGGCAAGGGCAGCCAUAUUGGUUCCGGUCUUGGAACUGCCACAGUGUCUGCUACCAAGAGUGGCGACUAUAUCAAGGUGACCUGUGAAACGGACACAUUGACCCAGUAUAUGGUUGUCCAUGAUGGUGAUCCUAUCAUUCAUAUGGCCACCUAUAUUACAGAGGAGCCAUCUAUCGGUGAAUUGCGAUUCAUUGCUCGACUCAACCCGGAUGAACUCCCCAACGAGGAGCCGUUCGGCGAUGUGUCCAACACUGCUGGUGGGGAGGCCAUUGAAGGAUCUGACGUGUUCCUCGUCGAUGGGGAAACUCGUAGCAAGUUCUAUUCCAGCCAGCGCUUCAUUGACGAUCAAAGACACUGCAUUGCGGGCGACGAGCACCGCGUCUGCAUGAUCCUCAACCAAUACGAAACCUCUUCCGGUGGCCCAUUCCACAGGGACAUCAACUCCAACAACGGAGGCGACUACAACUCUCUCUACUGGUACAUGAACUCGGGUCAUGUCCAAACCGAGUCCUACCGCAUGGGUCUUCACGGACCGUACUCGAUGUACUUCAGCCGCAGCGGCACCCCCAGCACCGACAUCGACACGUCCUUCUUCGCAGACCUCGACAUCGAAGGCUACGUCGCCGAAGCAGACAGGGGAACCGUAUCGGGAACCGCGUCAGGCGCUGACUCGAGCUUCGACUGGGUCGUUCACUGGUACAACGACGACGCCCAAUACUGGACCUACACAUCCUCCUCCGGCAGCUUCACCUCGCCCGCCAUGAAGCCCGGAACAUACACCAUGGUCUACUACCAAGGCGAGUACGUCGUCGCCACCAGCGAAGUGACGGUCAGCGCCGGCUCGACCACAACCAAGAACAUAUCCGGCUCCGUCAAAACAGGAACGACCAUCUUCAAGAUCGGCGAUUGGGACGGACAACCAACCGGCUUCCGCAACGCAGAAAACCAACUCCGCAUGCACCCCUCCGACUCCAGAAUGUCCGACUGGGGUCCCCUAACCUACACCGUCGGCAGCUCCUCGCUAACUGACUUCCCCAUGGCCGUCUUCAAGUCCGUCAACAAUCCAGUAACUAUCAAAUUCACCGCGACAUCCGACCAAACCGGUGCAGCGACGCUGCGUAUCGGAACUACGCUGUCGUUCGCGGGUGGACGUCCUCAAGCGACGAUAAACGACUACGAAGGCUCAGCGCCAUCCGCACCGACGAACCUGAACUCCCGUGGCGUGACUCGUGGCGCGUAUAGAGGCUACGGCGAGGUGUAUGAUGUUUCGGUUCCGGAGGGGACGAUUGUCGAGGGGGAGAAUACGAUCACGAUUAGUGUUAUCUCGGGGAGUUCGGGGGAUGAGUUUUUGAGCCCGAAUUUUAUCUUUGAUUGUGUGGAGCUGUUUCAGUGAGGAUGGUAUCUAGUAUGAGUAUAGGUUGAUGCAGUGUUGAUAGUGGCUCUAUAUCGGGAUAUUUGUGGACCAUUGAUUAUAUAUUCUAGUCU